CAGUCAUAAUAGUACAUAAUUGCCUUAAGUAAUUUUGACCUAUUUUGUGACAAUUUUGACUACGCUUUAUCUGACAAUUACCCUUACUUCUCCUUGUUCUUCGGACUGGCAUUUUUUCACUCAUAACCAACUGCGACCAAGGGACUGACUGCAUAGCGAUGAUGAAGUCACAUCCCAACGGGCACCUCUCCCAUCUCAACCGAACAGAUGGUUCAGCAACACUUUCUAAUGAAGGGUAUCAAGUGGUUGCAAGCGUGAACGGGCCGAUGGAGGCGCAGAGACGUGAGGAAAACCCUUUCGAGGCGAUCAUCGACGUCGUAUUACGGCCAUUGGCUGGCAUUGGGGGCACAAGGGAACGACAGCUCGAGUCCAUAAUUGAAAGAGCUCUGCGGCAGCUGAUACUCGUCAAAAGGUAUCCUCGUUGUGUUUUCCAGGUGACCCUCCAGGUCACCCAAACACAUCGGGGCGACUUGAUAAACGACAAGGCCGUCCAAGCCCACAAAAAACUUGCCUGGGUUGCUUCGCUGCUCCACGCUGCGAUCCUUGCACUGCUGGCCGCCGCCGUACCACUCAAGGAGAUAGCUACUUGCGUGGUUAUAGCGACUCCAAGAGAAGCGAUGGGUCGCGAACCCAUUAGGAACCCUUCCGCUGAGAUAAUGAGCAAAGCGAAGUCUCUACACCUACUGUGCUUCACAACCAGUGGUGCACUUCUCUUGGCCGAAAGUGAAGGAGAAUGUACACUAGAGGAGUGGGACGCAGCCAUGUGCGCGGGUCGCGCUACGUGUUGCCGCCAAUUACCGAUAGGAGAGAUAGGCCCUAAUGUUGGGUUGACGGGCGUGUGAUCCGGCCGGAGCAUAGAUACAGAAGAUGUAUGAUUGUAUUCGUCACACAAAAGAAAAGAAAAAAAGGAAGGUAUAGGUGUUCUAAAUAUAUCUACCCCUUUUCCAAAGAGGAAUAUAGGUCUAGUAACAACCAAUAGAAACACAGG
This is a messenger RNA of Sodiomyces alkalinus F11, 988 nucleotides long. RefSeq lists its product as hypothetical. The transcript is spliced from 3 exons. Lineage: Eukaryota; Fungi; Ascomycota; Sordariomycetes; Glomerellales; Plectosphaerellaceae. Gene Ontology annotation, biological process: rRNA catabolic process; U4 snRNA 3'-end processing; nuclear mRNA surveillance. The coding region runs from base 159 to 842 and encodes 227 amino acids. Gene Ontology annotation, cellular component: nucleolus; cytoplasmic exosome (RNase complex); nuclear exosome (RNase complex). The record is from RefSeq and is a predicted model, not a curated record.